Molecule: messenger RNA, 2662 nt
Organism: Trichomycterus rosablanca
Lineage: Eukaryota; Metazoa; Chordata; Actinopteri; Siluriformes; Trichomycteridae
Gene: grb7
Product: growth factor receptor bound protein 7
Exons: 14
Coding region: 1-1560 (519 amino acids)
Biological process (GO): signal transduction
Source: RefSeq, a predicted model, not a curated record
AUGCAGGUGGGUCGUCGUUGGUCGGAGGUCUUUAACAGAACAGUGAAUGAGAACAUGCUUAAAGAGGAAAGGUCUCCGAUGAAGAGUUCCUUUAUCUCUAUCGGUCCCUCAACACUGCGAUCACAACCACUCACCAUCAGGAACUACAGCUCCAGAGUACAGUCCAGACCUUUGUCAAUGCCUUCCAUACCCAAUCCCUUCCCAGAACUAUGUAGCCCAUCCCACUCACCAGUUCGGAUUGGUUCACUGGUAACAACACCCACUGAUGAAGACACCCAUGUGGUGAGAGUGUUUGGUGAGGGAACACACAGCCGUUCUGUUCUGGUGUCAUCUGGGGCAACAGCACGUGAUGUGUGUCAUAUUUUGGUGGAGUCGACCCACAGCAUGGAUGAGGAGAACUGGGCGCUGAUCGAGCAGCACCCAUCAUUAGGGCUAGAGCGCUGCUUGGAGGAUCAUGAAGUGGUGUCACAGGUGCAGUCCUCCUGGCCACAAGAUGGUGACACCAAACUGGUCUUCCGUAAAAACUACGCCAAAUAUGAAUUCUUCAAAAAGCCAGCGCAAUUUUUCCCAGAGAGCAUGAUCUCUGACAGCACUGAUGUAAAGUCAGGAAUGACCCCAUCACUGCUAGUCCAGAGUAUGCUGAAGUGUGGAUCAUGUCCAGAAAUUCAGGGAUAUCUGCAUGUACGGGAAGCAGGAAAGAAGUCCUGGAAGAAACUUUUUUUCAUUCUACGACGUUCAGGAUUCUACUGUUCCACCAAGGCCUCAUCUAAGGAACCUCGACACCUUCAGUGUGUAGCUGAUCUAGAGGAUAUCAGUUUGUACACAGUUAGCAACAGCCGGAAACUUUACAGCUCUCCCAAAGUGUACACUUUCUGCAUAAAGACUUGUAGAGGCAGGUUCGAGUCUCAGGAACUGAAGCUGUUGUGUGCAGAGAAUGAGCAAUAUAAAACCUGCUGGGUUACGGCCUUCAGACUGUUUAAGUAUGGAAAGCAGCUUCAGUGUAAUUACCUGUUGGCACAGGCUAAUCCCAACCUACAGAUCCCACCACGAAAGCGGGUGGACGGUGAUGAGUCAAUGGUAGCGAUGGACUUCUCAGGUAAAAGUGGUGGCCGGGUGAUCCUAAACCCCAGAGAGGCUCAGAAUGCAGAGCAAGAGGAGGGUUAUAACUGGAGGAAGAGAGAAGCACUGAGAUACAGUUUACAGAACAGCAGCCAGGGGUCACGACCUACCGCUGUGCACCAGGCUCAACCCUGGUUCCAUGGUGGUGUGUCCCGAACAGAAGCCCAGAAACUGUUGGAGGAGCAGGGUCAGGUGGAUGGAAUGUUUUUAAUUCGGGACAGUCAGCUGCACCCUCAGUGUUUUGUGUUGUCACUGUGCCAUCAACGAAAGACCAAACAUUACCUGCUUAUUCCUUGCGAGGAGGAUGGCCGGCAGUACUACACGAUGGAUGAUGGAGUCACACUAUUCAUCGACCUCCUUCAGCUGGUGGAGUUUCAUCAGAUUAACCGGGGUAUUCUCCCAGUCUGCCUCAAACACCCAUGCACUCGCAUCGUGCUCUGACCCCAAAAACUCUCUGCACCUUUUGUACACUCAGGUUACGACGGGUUAUAAACAGAAAACACUGUCUUAGCCAUUCAACAACAUUUAGCUUGGUAAUAAAUGCUUCGGUAGAGACAUCAUUCUCCAGGAACCAGUGCUUCAGCAGUUCAUACACGUCAUAGAACAGACAUGUUCCUGUUUCUGCUGUUCACUUUUCAGCCGCUAGGUGAUGCUGUAGUUAGCACUAAGACAGCUUUCAUGUUAAACUGAGAACGUUGGAGAGCUGUUUACCUGAACAUGUUAUAUGAAGAAUUUUGCACAAUGUUCAUGUUGAAUUAGUAGUUAUAAAUCAUGUAUAACUAUGUGGGUGACACAGUGGUGCAACAGGUAGUGUGCGUUCUGUUUUCGUGUGGAGUGUGGCACAUUCUUCACGUUCCUCUGGGUAUCCAAUUUUCUUUCACCUCAUAAAAACAGAACAAGGUUGAUUGGUUACUCUAGAGUGAGUGGAUGGGUGUGAGUGAGUGAGUGGGUGAAUAUUUAAGUGAGUGAGUGAGUGAUUAGAUGGGUGGUUAUUUAAUUAAGUGAGUGGAUAGUUGGAUGUUUGAGUGAGUGAAUGUAUGACUAAAUGGAUGGAUGUUUGGUUGAAUGGGUAACUGAGUGGAUGUGUUUGUAAAGGGGUGAGUAGCAAGUGAGCGAGCAGGUGAGUGAGUGAGCGAAUAAAAGAACGUGUAAGUGGGUGAGUGAAUGGGUAACUGAGUGGAUGUGUGGGUAAAGGGGUGAGUAGCGAGUGAGCAAACUGGUGAAUGAAUAAUAGAGUGGACAUGUAAGUGGGUGAGUGAAUGGAACUGUGUGACUAAGUGAAUAAGUACAUGUGUAAAUGAAAGGGUUAAAGUCUAAUGUCUGCCCAGGGUGUAUUCCUGUGGUGUGCCCACUGAUUAUGAAAUAUGCUUUGGACCCACCACAGUCAAAUGAAGUAGAUGCAGAUGAAUGAGUGAUGUGUAAUGAUGUGUUGUGUUUGUUGGCUUCUAUGACUUGUUUACAUUUAUCAGCGUUUAAUUUUUACACUUGUGUUUUAUUGUUUUACGGUUUCAAACUGCAGGCAGAUAUUUAAAUCGUUCUUUAU